Messenger RNA from Prosopis cineraria, 4130 nucleotides. Its product is annotated as ABC transporter B family member 15-like. NCBI's taxonomy places the organism in Eukaryota, Viridiplantae, Streptophyta, Magnoliopsida, Fabales, Fabaceae. Gene Ontology annotation, cellular component: membrane. Gene Ontology annotation, molecular function: ABC-type transporter activity; ATP binding; ATP hydrolysis activity. Gene Ontology annotation, biological process: transmembrane transport. The transcript has 7 exons. The record is from RefSeq and is a predicted model, not a curated record.
UCUGGUUUCGGAAGCAAGCAAAGGUAGAGAGAAACGCUACCUUGCACAGAGAAGUUAGGUGGGAAAUAUUCUUGCUGUUGUCUGUUUCCCAAGAAAUUAAAAAGCGGGGGGAAUGGUGGGUUGGGGUUCGGAUGGCAAGGCUGAGGUCAUGAAAACGAAGAAAAGUAGUGGGUCUAUUCGAUCCAUUUUCAUGCAUGCCGAUUUCCAAGAUUGGUUUUUGAUGGCUUUAGGUGUGUUGGGGUCUUUCGGUGACGGCUUCACUGGGCCUCUUGUGUUGUUUAUCAGCAGCCGCUUGAUGAACAAUAUAGGAGGGGCUUCAUCUCGGAUGGAUGUAACUGAGUUUGUUCACAACUCUAAUGAGAAUGCAGUGUCUCUAUUAUAUUUGGCGUGUGGGUCAUUCUUAUCAUGCUUCCUCGAGGGUUAUUGUUGGACGAGAACAGGACAGAGACAAGCAGCAAGAAUGAGAUCCAGGUACUUGAAGGCAAUGCUAAGACAAGAAGUCGCAUACUUUGAUUUGCAAGUUACAAGCACGUCCGAGGUCAUCACCAGCGUCUCCAACGAUAGCACCGUAAUUCAGGAUUUUCUUAGCGAAAAGGUUCCAAACUUCCUGACGAAUCUCUCUAUGUUCGUUGCGAGCUACGUCGUGGCCUUCUCGAUGUUCUGGAGAUUGGCUAUUGUAGCGUUACCUUUCGUGGUUCUUCUCGUAAUCCCUGGUUUGAUUUACGGAAGAACAUUAACAGGAUUGGCUAGCAAGAUCAGGGACGAGUAUAACCAGGCCUGUGCAAUAGCAGAGCAAGCAAUAUCUUCCAUCAGAACCGUCUAUUCCUUUGCUGGGGAAACCAAAACCAUAGCUGCUUUCUCCUCCGCUUUACAGGGCUCAGUCAAGCUUGGUCUAAAACAAGGCUUGGCUAAAGGCUUGGCCAUAGGAAGCAACAGUAUUGUGUUCGUCAUAUGGUCCUUCAUUUGCUAUUACGGUAGCCGACUCGUCAUGUACCAUGGCGCUCAAGGUGGCACCGUCUUCACCGUCGGAGCAGCCAUGGCUCUCGGCGGACUAUCGCUGGGAGCUGGUUUAUCCAACGUGAAGUACCUGUCGGAAGCAAGCUCAGCAGGGGAACGCAUAAUGGAGGUGAUAAAAAGAAUUCCCAAGAUUGAUUCAGAGAACAUGGGAGGUGAGAUUCUGGGGAGAAUUCGCGGGGAAGUAGAGUUCGAUCACGUGGAGUUUGCUUACCCGUCGAGGCCAGACAGCAUUAUCCUGAAGGAUUUCAGUGUUAAGAUUCCGGCGGGGAAGACAGCGGCGUUGGUGGGCGGGAGCGGCUCAGGGAAGUCCACAGUGAUAUCACUGUUGCAGAGAUUUUAUGACCCAACCGGAGGAGAAAUACGAGUGGACGGAGUGGGGAUCAAGAGAUUGCAACUAAAGUGGAUGAGGUCGCAGAUGGGGCUGGUGAGCCAAGAGCCGGCUCUGUUCGCAACAAGCAUUAAAGAGAACAUACUGUUUGGGAAAGAAGACGCUAGUGAGGAAGAAAUUGUGGAGGCUGCCAAGGCUUCUAAUGCUCAUGAUUUCAUUUCUCAGUUGCCUUUGGGAUACGAUACCCAGGUAGGUGAGCAGGGCAUUCAAAUAUCAGGGGGACAAAAACAGAGGAUUGCUAUUGCGCGAGCAAUGAUAAAAAAACCGCAAAUCCUCCUGCUUGAUGAAGCAACAAGUGCGCUAGAUAGUGAAUCUGAACGAGUUGUCCAAGAAGCUUUAGAUAAUGCCACUGUUGGACGUACCACUAUCAUCAUCGCUCACCACCUAUCUACUGUUCAAAAUGUCGACAUUAUUGCUGUCCUUCAAAAUGGAAGCCUCAUGGAAAUAGGAUCCCAUGAUGAGCUUAUCAAUAACAACAAUGGACUUUAUGCCUCUCUAUUUCAUCUCUACCAAAUAGAGAAAUCUAGAACAACUCAGGAGGAUGCAGUCAUCCUUACCUCUUCCACUGUAUUAGAUAAGGACAUAAACAACACCGAUAGCAAAAGACUAUCUCUCGUGGCUCAAUCUAGCUCUACAAAUUCAAUGGGACAGAGUCAAGUUUCAAGUGCUGAAGAAGAAAUUGAUGUUUCUGUAGAAGAAAUGAAACUCCAUGUUCCCUCGUUUUGGAGGUUGCUUGCCCUAAAUCUCCCAGAAUGGAAACAAGCUACUUUAGGGUGUUUUAGUGCGUUUCUAUUUGGCGCAAUUUACCCAUUAUUCUCAUUCACAAUGGGGUCCAUGGUUUCUACCUUUUUUCUAACAGACCAUGACGAGAUUAAGAAGAAGAUGAAGGUUUUUGCACUCUAUUAUCUGGGUUUAAUGAUGUCAUCACUAUUGAUUAGUAUAAGCCAGCAUUAUAGCUUCGCUUAUAUGGGAGAGUACUUAACCAAAAGGAUAAGAGAGAGAACAUUUUCUAAGAUACUUACAUUUGAAGUAAGUUGGUUUGAUCAGCCUGAGAAUACUACUGGUGCAGUUUGCUCUAGACUUGCGAAAGAUGCCAAUGUGAUGAGGUCUCUAAUAGGAGACAGAAUGUCUCUAUUGAUACAAACUUUCUCGACGGUGAUAAUUGCUUGCACAAUUAGCCUAGUGAUUUCAUGGAGAUUCACCAUUGUCAUUGUAGCUAUUCAACCCCUUAUCGUAGUCAGCUAUUACACUAGGAGAGUCCUACUUAAGAGCAUAUCUAAAAAGGCUAGUAAAGCCCAGGAUGAAUGUAGUAAGCUAGCUGCAGAGGCUGUUUCCAACCUUCGUAUCGUUACAGCCUUCUCUUCCCAAGAUCGAAUACUCAAAAUGCUUGAAAAAGCCCAAGAAGGCCCAAGACAAGAGAGCCUCAAACAAUCAUGGUUUGCAGGCAUUGGGCUUGCUUUCUCACAAAGCAUCACGGCUUGUACUUGGGCCUUAGACUUUUGGUAUGGUGGGAGGCUAAUGUCUAUUGGUCUUAUCAAAGCUGAAGCAUUAUUUCAAACAUUCAUGGUUCUAAUGGGCACAAGUCGUGUCAUUGCAGAUGCAGGAAGCAUGACUCUUGACCUUGUUAAAGGUGCAGAUUCUUUAGGCUCCCUUUUCACAGUUCUUGAUCGAUACACAAAAAUUGAACCUAAUUUCCAAAAUGGGUAUAAGCCUAAUAAGCUUACAGGCCUAAUAGAACUUUGUGAUAUUCAUUUUUCAUAACCAACUAGGCCCAAUAACAUGAUCUUUCAAGGGUUCUCAAUGCGAAUGGAAGCGGGAAAAUCAACAGCAUUGGUAGGGCAAAGUGGGUCUGGGAAGUCAACCAUCAUAGGAUUGAUCGAGAGAUUUUACGAUCCAUUAAAAGGGAUAGUGAGCAUAGAUGGAAUAAACAUAAAGUCAUACCACCUUAGGACAUUGAGAGAACACAUAGCACUAGUAAGCCAAGAGCCCACACUAUUUGCAGGAAGCAUAAAGGAAAAUAUUGUGUAUGGAGCAAGGAAUGAGGUUGAUGAAGCAGAGAUGGUAAAGGCAGCAAAAGUAGCAAAUGCUCACGAGUUCAUAUCAAGCUUAAAGGAUGGGUAUGAGACAUGGUGUGGGGAUAGAGGAGUACAACUAUCAGGGGGUCAAAAGCAAAGGGUAGCAAUAGCGAGAGCGAUAAUGAAGAACCCUGAAGUAUUGCUAUUGGACGAGGCGACAAGUGCAUUGGAUAGCCAGUCAGAAAGGGCAGUGCAAGAAGCACUAGAACGUGUUAUGGUAGGGAGGACGAGUAUGGUGGUGGCACAUAAGUUGAGCACUAUUCAAAAGUGUGAUGUAAUAGCUGUGUUGGAGAAGGGGAAGGUGGUGGAGAAAGGGACACAUUCAUCCUUGUUGGCUAAGGGACCAGGCGGGGUUUAUUUUGCAUUGAUCAAUCUUUAAAGGAGACACUUCAAUUUCAUUGACCAACCCAUCUGACAAAUAGCUAGGUAGCUACAGAGACCUUGCUCCUUGUCACUUUGAAUAUGGCUAUUUUUUUCCUGUUCACAUAUCAUGCAAUGUUCUAUUUCUUAACACCCCGAGUCUUUUGCUUGAAUGUGUGAAUGUGGGAAUGCGAGGAAGAACUUUUGUUUUUACCAUAAUAUUGUGAGUAGGUAAGGUGAUGCAAAAUGCCUUAAGAUUAAGUUGGGUUAUGAAAUUAACAUUUUUUUUA